AUGGCGCUAAAAAAUUUUAUUGAAGACGACAACAAAACAUUCGAAGAACUAGUAUGCCUUUCCGCGGAAUUUCUCAGAGGUGUAGAUGGCGAGCUUAUCUUUUUAUCAGCGCUAAUUAUUUUUCUUUCCAUUUCUGCAUUUCUGAGGAACACUCUGAUCCUAGUUGCCCUACACAAGGAAACUUCACUUCAUCGGCCGUCCAAACUCCUGUAUCGUAACAUAGCGAUAACUGAUCUCUGUGUUGGUAUCAUUGCAGAGCCUUUGUAUGUAACUUAUUGGACUUCUGUCGUGAAAGAAAGAUGGGGUAUUUGCUAUCACGCAAAUUUGGCAGUAGGUAUCUCAGGUUAUACUUUGUGUUCGGUGUCUUUAUUAACAUCUGCCGCAAUAAGCGUGGACAGACUUCUCACCUUGUUGCUGGGGCUCAGAUACAGACAAGUUGUAACUUUGAGAAGAACAUGUAUAAUUACUUUUGGUUUUUGGAUUUUGUCCAUCGUUGGUUCAUCUACUACAUUUUGGAAUCCUCAUAUACUUUUUUGUCAUCAAUACAUAAUUACAGCUCUGUGUCUAGUCACAACAGUCUUCGCUUACACAAAAACUUCCUAUACUCUGCGUCAUAAUCAAAUACAUGUUCAGAACCAUGUUGCUCAAGGACAACCGAGCCAAGCAAUUCCUGCACUGAACAUAGCUCGAUACAGAAAGGCAGUGUACAGUACAAUGUGGUUGCAGGGAACAUUGGUUGUUUGUUAUCUGCCGCUUAGUAUCGUGGGCGCUUUGAUACCUCAAAGAGGCAUUUCUUUAAUAUCCGUUUACCGUGCACGGCAAUUUGCGGUUACACUAGUGUUCUUAAACUCGUCAUUGAACCCGUUACUGUACUGUUGGAAGAUCAGAGAAGUAAGGGAAGCUGUAAAAGAAACAUUAAGGCAAAUGUUCCGUUGUUGGAGUUAG
Messenger RNA from Porites evermanni, 945 nucleotides. The record is from the annotation of a GenBank genome assembly. NCBI's taxonomy places the organism in Eukaryota, Metazoa, Cnidaria, Anthozoa, Scleractinia, Poritidae.